UUAGCAGGUGAAAUUUUUGCAAAUAUCUUCAAUUGACAACGAUAGCAGCAACAAAAACAACAACAGUACCUAAUCAAACUAGAUCAAUUCAGAAUGGCCGAGUACAAGCCAAACACUUCGUGGCCCCACCGGAUGAUGAGCUUCCAGUGCCGGCAGGCGGAUCUGAACCGCCUGGUGAUGAACUACCUGGUCACAGAGGGCUAUCAGGAGGCCGCCAAGCGUUUCAUGGCCGAGGCGGCCGUGAAGCCGGGUCCCCACAUGAACACCAUCGGGGAUCGACAGAGAAUCCAGGAUGCGGUGCGAGUGGGCCAGGUGAAGUACGCCAUGGAUCUGGCCACUCGGCUAUAUCCGCGCCUCUUCGAGACCGACAACUAUGUGUUCUUCCACAUGCAACAGUUGCGCCUGAUCGAGAUGAUCAGGGAUCAGAAGGUGGAGAAGGCCUUGAAGUUUGCCCAAAGCAAAUCUUCGGGAUUUUCGAAGGUCGAUCCGAGGCAUUUUCACGAAGUGGAACGGACCAUGGGACUGUUGGCCUUCGAUCGUCCGGAAUACAGUCCCUAUGGCGACUUGAUGUACUACUCGUAUCGCCAGAAGGUGGCAGGCCAAAUAAACGCAGCCAUGGUGCGUUGCCAGGAUGCGGAGAACAAGGUACAGGAAGAUGAGCCCAUGGAGCCGAGGAUGAUGUUCUUGAUCAAGCUGAUUUUGUGGGCCCAGAACAAGUUGGAUCGCGAGGGAUACACCGACUUCCAUAAGAUCAAUUUCGACCAUGGUGAUUUCGAGGAGGAGUUCCGCCGGAGCUUCCAGGGUUUCUAAGGCGAUAAGCACACAAACACACACACAAUAAUUGUCCAACGAUCGGUCGGCGUCUACUGCGAAACUAUAUAUAAAUGUAUUUUUUUUUUAGCAAAUCUACACAUAUGAAUGUAUUUUUUUUUGUGGCAAAUCCUACAAAUAUGAAUGUCAUUUUUUUUGAAUGGAUGUUGAAUAUUAAAUAUUUCCAUAUCUUGAUGUAAA
Drosophila takahashii is the source of this 1011-nucleotide messenger RNA. Its product is annotated as glucose-induced degradation protein 8 homolog. NCBI's taxonomy places the organism in Eukaryota, Metazoa, Arthropoda, Insecta, Diptera, Drosophilidae. The record is from RefSeq and is a predicted model, not a curated record. Gene Ontology annotation, cellular component: cytoplasm; nucleus. Gene Ontology annotation, biological process: proteasome-mediated ubiquitin-dependent protein catabolic process. Gene Ontology annotation, molecular function: protein binding.